Messenger RNA from Aureobasidium pullulans EXF-150, 994 nucleotides. RefSeq lists its product as uncharacterized. NCBI's taxonomy places the organism in Eukaryota, Fungi, Ascomycota, Dothideomycetes, Dothideales, Saccotheciaceae. The record is from RefSeq and is a predicted model, not a curated record. Bases 201 to 845 code for a protein of 214 amino acids. The transcript has a single exon.
CAGUGCUUCGCUGUAGGCAGAAGCCCGUUACUAAACCUAUAUCUUGCUAUCAACUCGGAUACAGAAGAUAGCAACAUUUUUUUCUCUUUCCGCAACACGAACACGACGCUGUACACUGCCUUUGUAUCAACACGUCAAUCUUAUCUUGGGCUCCUUCUAUUGGACUCUACAAUCAUCUUCAGAUUGAUACAUCUGUAAAGAUGAGAAGCUCCAUUGCUCUCUUCGGCCUUGUCGCAGGCGUACAUGCUCUUGAACCUGCGUCCUCGCAAUGUACAGAGUCAUCAAUCCAUCAUACGACAACCAUAUCAACAAGGACCUUUACUGCGACGUUUACGGCCAUUCCAUCACAUAUCAGUGCGGCUUCAGCACAGGAAGAUGGCACCUCGUCAAUAAUAUCUGUCACUCAAGCAUUCACUUUUGCAGACUCCAGUAUCACGACAAAAUCAAGCUCUGAGAUCACAGCCACAAGUUUCGCCACCGACAGCCCAUCUUUCAGCACAGCAUCAGAUGGGGUCUCUUCUCAAAACUCUGCUUCAGCUUCCGGACCACAACCAAGUGAUCCCAGUGCUUCAGGCGCAACUGGUCAAUCGAGCAUUGGAAACUCCUCUCCAUCUUCCUCUUUCAGUUCUUCAUCAAUACUCGCCAGCGUCCCUACAUCAUCACAAUGGAGCACCCAAUCACGGUACGGCCCACCGCCAACAAUGUCGACGUCAACCGCAACCACUGCAGGCAACUCGUCAUCGCCGAAACAUUCCGUGAUCGCAUUCACGGGUUCUUCGUCAACGACAACAACAACUGGCGGUGCAGCGUUGGUUGCUUUCCUUUUCACAAUGCUUCUUCUGUAAAGCAGUCAAGUGCAGCAUGGGCUUCGCAAACGGGCGUUUGGUUCAAUUAGCGAUUUAAUCCGUAUGAAACAGUUCUCUCAUUCAAUGGUUCGUCGAUCAAUGUGAGGAUCUACAAUGCAAGUGUCAAUAUCAGAGGUGCAUGACGCCGU